Messenger RNA from Emericellopsis atlantica, 1693 nucleotides. Its product is annotated as GDP-mannose pyrophosphorylase. Gene Ontology annotation, cellular component: cytoplasm. The transcript has 3 exons. Bases 163 to 1503 code for a protein of 446 amino acids. The record is from RefSeq and is a predicted model, not a curated record. Lineage: Eukaryota; Fungi; Ascomycota; Sordariomycetes; Hypocreales; Bionectriaceae. Gene Ontology annotation, biological process: biosynthetic process.
UGUCACUCUAAAUGGCGACCAGUCCCCUCCAACACCCAACCAACCCCUCGGCGACGCCAGCUGGCCCCUUUUGCCCUUCAGUUUUCUAAAUAGCGAAGCACCAAGGCGGCCUUGAUUUCUUCUCAUCACCAGAGACGCAAAGAGCACGCGUCAAGUUUCACCAUGUCUCUCCAAGUACCAAUGGCUCACCGCUCCAAAGGCGGCUCAACAAAAGCCGUGAUCCUCGUCGGCGGUCCCUCGCGUGGUACUCGCUUUCGCCCUCUCUCCCUCGACGUACCGAAACCUCUCUUCGAAGUCGCCGGUCACCCCAUCAUCUGGCACUGUCUCGCUGCCGUUGCUGCCGUUGGCUCCAUUCAAGACGUCAACAUCAUCGGGUACUACGACGAGACCGUCUUUCGGGAUUUCAUCAAGGAUGCGACCAAGGAGUUCCCCAACCUCUCUUCGAUCAAAUACCUGCGCGAAUACGAGGCCCUCGGCACCGCUGGCGGCCUGUACCACUUUCGCGAUGCGAUCCUCAAGGGCCGCCCAGACCGUCUCUUUGUCCUCAAUGCCGACGUUUGCUGCAGCUUUCCCCUAGGCGAGAUGCUCAAGCUCUUUGACGACAAGGAUGCAGAGGCAGUCAUCCUGGGCACGCGCGUAAGCGACGAUGCUGCCACAAACUUUGGUUGCAUCGUCUCGGAUGCGCACACUCGUCGCGUCCUGCAUUACGUCGAGAAGCCCGAGUCCCGCAUCAGCAACCUGAUCAACUGCGGUGUCUAUCUGUUUGCCACCGAGGCUAUCUUCCCCAGCAUCAAAUCUGCGAUCAAGCGUCGCACGGACCGCCCCGCCCGCCUUGUUUCCUACCCUUCUUCCGACAACCUCGAGACCUUCCACCCUGCUUCGUCGGGGCUCAACGACGACGACGAUGAGGAGCGCAAGAACCAGGUGAUUCGGCUGGAGCAGGAUAUUCUGGGUGACAUGGCCGACAGCAAGCAGUUCUUUGUCUACGAGACCAAAGACUUUUGGCGACAGAUCAAGACCGCUGGUUCAGCCGUGCCGGCAAACGCACUGUACCUGCAGCGCGCAUGGCAAGCUGGCAGCGAGGAAUUGGCCAAGCCGAGUGCCAACCUCGUCGCGCCUGUCUUCAUCCACCCCACUGCCGAGAUCCACCCCACCGCCAAGCUAGGGCCCAACGUGUCCAUCGGGCCUCGCGCGGUCAUCGGAGCCGGUGCGCGCGUCAAGGAGUCGAUUGUACUCGAGGAUUGCGAGAUCAAGCACGAUGCAUGUGUCUUGUACUCCAUCAUUGGCUGGGGCAGCCGCGUCGGGGCAUGGGCGCGCGUGGAGGGAACCCCUACCCCUGUAGGAAGUCACUCGACGAGCAUCGUCAAGAACGGCGUCAAAGUACAGAGCAUUACAAUCUUGGGGAAGGACUGCGGCGUCGGUGACGAGGUGCGCGUGCAGAACUGUGUUUGCUUGCCAUACAAGGAGCUGAAGCGGGAUGUUGCCAAUGAAGUAAUCAUGUGAAGAGGUCAUCUCACCACGGGGCGUUUAGGGAUACCAAUCAAAAGGGCCAAGGAGCCACGAAAUGGAUGCUCAAGAAAAGGCCAUAUACAAGAAAAGUGCCAAAGACAUAGAUCUGAAGAAUGCCGGGGCACGAACAGUAUGGUAUUGUGCCAAAGCACCACGAUUAAUGACGAUAUCUAGAUCCAAGCUU